This is a messenger RNA of Alosa sapidissima (American shad), 1586 nucleotides long. RefSeq lists its product as uncharacterized. Lineage: Eukaryota; Metazoa; Chordata; Actinopteri; Clupeiformes; Clupeidae. Bases 163 to 1170 code for a protein of 335 amino acids. The record is from RefSeq and is a predicted model, not a curated record. The transcript has 2 exons.
GUCCAUGCCUACAACUGCACGAAGCAUGACUCUACAGGCUACUCACCAUUCUUCCUCCUCUUUGGGAGACAUCCACAGCUGCCCAUUGACCUUAUAUUCAACCUCGACCCAGAUCGGCUGGCACAGACACGGCAAGAGUAUGCACAGACCUGGGCUUCCCGGAUGCAGGAUGCAUACCGGAUUGCCUCUGAGAACAGCAAGAAGUCGUCUGAAAAAGGGAAAAGGCACUACGACCAAGGUGCCAGAGGAGCCUUGCUGCAACCCGGUGAUCGUGUGCUUGUCAAGAACCUGUCUGAGAGAGGUGGUCCAGGCAAACUUCGAUCUUACUGGGAACAAAAGAUCCACCGUGUCAUCGAGAGGCUGGGAGAUGGACCGGUAUAUCGAAUUCAAGCUGAAACAGGUGACCAGACCCUCCGGGUGCUCCACCGCAACCUCCUCUUGCCCGUCAGUGACUUGCCAGUCGGCCCUGAGGUACGUGACAUUGGUGUGGAGCAGAAGCCCCAAAGACGGAGACGUCAUAUGCCACCCAGGGAAGCAGCCAAGUCUGAUGUCGGCACCUCAGAUGAUGAGGGAGAGUACUCCUACAACCUCAGACCCUUGCCUGUGUAUGAGAGGAAGGCUGUUAGACACCACCCACCCCAACCCGAGCGACGCAGUGAGCUGAGGGCUGUGGCUCCAGAAUAUCAACCAGUGAGCCGAGCACCUGAGUCUGAGGAUGUAUGGUGGCCAGGACCAUCUGACCCUUUGGUGACAGCAGAGCCAAUGCCUGUACCAAGAAGGGUAGAUCUGUCCCCAGCUGUAGAAGGACCGGAACAACACAGUGAUGAUGCUGUGGAGAGUGGAAGUCCUCAGGAUCCUGAGAUAAAUGUUGUGCCUGUUCCUCAGCCAGUAAGAGAGGUAAAUCAGCAACUGAGGAGGUCCACCCGCCCAGUUAAACCCAGAAGCAUCUUCAUGUAUGACCAGUCAGGAGAACCCUCCUACCAGCCUUGUAGAAUGGGAACAAAUGCCAUGUACUGUACCCCUUUGCCCAUGCUGGCCUACCCAGUGUUCCAUGAGAUGUGCUACUAUCCUCCCCCAGCUGUAUGGAUGUAUAGUAGAACUGACAUUGACCAGGACAUGAAAGACACUGACAUUGACAUAGAACCUUACCUCCAUACUACUUACCUGUGACUGACAUACUGGCUUACUUCCUGUUCAGACUGAUGACUCCUGAAGACCGUACUUACUUGACGUCCUGACCGAUAGUCUGUGAGUACCACUGUAGCCAGUAGUCCAGUUUAGUUCUGGAUGUCAGGAGACAUCUUUUAAAGUAGGGGAGAGUGUAAUGGGUAGAGAAAAUGGCCUCUUAUAUUAGUUUAAUUAAACAGUUACCCCCUCCUAUUUUUUUUGUUUUAUUACAUUUAAGAUAACAUUCCCAUGUAUUUCACUUCAUGCCAGUAGAUGGCGAUGUUACACUGCUUUACCGUAGUGGGUUGCCGUGGAGACGGUAGCUCGAGCACUCAGAAAUAAACGUCCAGUGCUUGAGAAAGACAUAAUUUCUGUAUCUCCACUUCUUUUCAACCCACAGUGCUAUCCAGCCUGUGGUC